Molecule: messenger RNA, 1254 nt
Organism: Lutzomyia longipalpis
Lineage: Eukaryota; Metazoa; Arthropoda; Insecta; Diptera; Psychodidae
Gene: Pabp2
Product: polyadenylate-binding protein 2
Exons: 5
Coding region: 113-772 (219 amino acids)
Molecular function (GO): RNA binding
Source: RefSeq, a predicted model, not a curated record
UUUUCAAUAAAAAUUCUCUACCAUUUUCUCCAACCACCUCGAACGUGAAGCAUCCAUUUGUCCGCUGUUAAGAAUUUUCCAUUUAUUGUAGUUUAUAUACCAACUUUAGAAUAUGGCUGAUGAAGAUUUAUCGUUGAACGAUGACCCCCUAUUGGAUACUCUUGACGACGGAAACGACGUUAGUUUGUCGGAGGAUGGGAAUAUGCAAAUAGAUCCGGAACUGGAGGCAAUAAAGGCACGCGUGAAGGAAAUGGAAGAGGAGGCGGAGAAGCUGAAGCAGCUGCAGUCAGAAGUGAAUAAGCAGAUGACAAUGGGAUCACCCACGGGUCUUGCACCGAUCCCCCUGUCACUGGAUGAGAAGAUUGAAAUUGACAAUCGUUCGGUGUACGUGGGGAAUGUGGACUAUGGGGCCACGGCUGAGGAGCUGGAAGCUCACUUCCAUGGCUGCGGCACAAUAAAUCGCGUCACAAUACUCUGCAAUAGAGCCGAUGGGCACCCAAAGGGAUUUGCGUACAUUGAAUUUGGGUCAAAGGAGUACGUUGAGACGGCACUCGCCAUGAAUGAGACCCUCUUCCGGGGGAGGCAGAUCAAAGUGAUGUCAAAGAGGACGAAUCGCCCGGGACUCUCAACCACCAAUCGCUUUCCACGUGGCACCUUCCGCGGCAGAGGCGCCUCCAGAGCCGGCCGAUCCUGCUGCCAUACGAGCUUCCGGGGUACAAGGCGUCCAAUAAGAGGUUAUCGCGGACGGGCAAACUACUAUGCGCCAUAUUGACGGAGGGCCACCUUGUUCAGCUAUUACGAUUAUAUUUUACUGUAAAAAAAAAGCAUUUUCAAUAUAUAAAAAAACUAUCCAUUAUUUCUCCCUCCGAAAAAAGAGAAACAAAAAAAAUCAACAUAAAAGAUGGGAAAAAAAACAUUGAAAAAAUCAAGAUAAAAAAAACAACACGACGAUGCAAAAAAAAAGAAAAGAAAAAAAAGGAGAUCAAAAGGAAAAAAAAAGAAAAGAAAAUGAAAAUGCUUGAGAAAAAAAGAGGAUAAAAGAACAAAAAAAGACAAGGAAAAAAAGAAGAAAAAAUAGCACGAUGGAGAAAUAAUGAGAAAAAUAAUCUUUAAAAGUUUCACACAAAAAUAAUUCACUUGGAAAAAAAUACAUUAAAAAAAAGGAAAAAAAUCAUUGGAGAAAACGGAAAAAAAGGAAGGUGAAAAUAUUCAAUAAAAAUAAUAAAAAAAAACUAUUUGCUUAAAUGAAAUAAA